AGCUCUGGAUGCUGUUUAUUUUCCCACAGAGGAACUUCAGGAGGACUUACUAGUUUAAAUGUGAAACCAUGGCAUGUCUCUGGAUGCUCUGGAGUUUGAAUUCUUCUAGUAGUGGAACCCUGAGGAAAACUGAUCAGGUCUUUCAUUUUUAAAACAUGACCUGUUUUCAGGAAUUAGUAACAUUCGGGGAUGUGGCCAUAGACUUCUCUCAGCAGGAGUGGGAAUACCUGGACCCUCUUCAGAGGGACUUGUACAGGGAUGUGAUGUUGGAGAACUAUAGGAACCUGGUCUUUCUAGGGCAUUCUACUUCUAAGCCAGAUGUGGUUGACUUAUUGGAGCAAGGAAAAGAGCCCUGGAUGUUUCUAAAGGAAGAAACACAAAGACAAUACACAGAUUGGGGUUUACAAUGCGAGAUAAUCAGCUAUCUAGAAAUGCCCACUUAUGAGAAAGAUGUAUCUUCUACACAACAUCAGAGCAUAUAUAGCAGAGAGAAACUCUAUGAAUGUAAGAAAUGCCGGAAAAAAUUUAGGAGUAGCUGCCAAUUAAUUCUACAUCAUAGGUUUCAUGUUGAGAGACCCUAUGAAUGCAAAGAGUGUGGGAAGAACUUCCGCAGCAGCUAUCAACUUAUUCUCCAUCAAAGAUUUCAUACUGGUGAGAAACCUUAUGAAUGUGUAUACUGUGAGAAAAACUUUAAAAGUGGUUAUCAACUUACUGUACAUCAGAGAUUUCAUACUGGUGAGAAAACAUACGAAUGUAGGGAAUGUGGGAAGGCUUUUAUUUAUUCCUCACACAUUGCCCAACACGAGAGAAUUCACACCCGUGGAAAGCCUUAUGAGUGUCAGCAAUGCGGGAAGGCCUUUAGUCAAGGUGGACACCUAAAAAUUCAUCAGAGAAUUCAUACUGGUGAAAAACCCUAUAAAUGUAAGGAAUGUGGGAAGGCUUUUAGUAGGUGCUCAAAUCUUGUUGAACAUAGACAAAUUCAUACUAACAAGAAACCAUAUGUGUGUGAGAAAUGUGGAAAGGCUUUUAGAAGAAGUCAUCAGCUUAUUGUACAUCAGAGUGUUCAUACUGGCAAAAAGCCGUAUGAGUGUAAAGAAUGUGGGAAGGGCUAUACCACUGCCUCAUACCUUGUUCUACAUCAGAGAAUUCAUAAAGGUGGGAAACUAUAUGAAUGCAAGGAGUGUAAAAAGACUUUUACCUUGUAUAGGAAUCUUACUCGACAUCAGAAUAUUCACACUGGUGAGAAACUGUUUGAAUGUGGGCAAUGUGGAAAGGCCUAUACUACUGGCUCAAAACUUUUUCAACAUCAGAAAACUCAUACUGGUGAGAAACCUUAUGAAUGUAAGGAGUGUGGGAAGGCCUUUAGCUUGUAUGGAUACCUUAAUCAACAUCAGAAAAUUCAUGUUGGUAUGAAACGCUUUGAAUGUAAGGAGUGUAAGAAAACCUUUACCUUAUAUAGAAAUCUUACCCGGCAUCAGAAUAUUCAUUCUGGGAAGAAACUUUUUGUUUGUCAGGAGUGUGGGAGGGCCUACAGUACUCGCUCAAACCUUGUGCAACAUCAGAAAACCCACACUGGUGAGAAGCCCUAUGAAUGUAAGGAAUGUGGAAAGACCUUCAGCUUGCAUGGAUAUCUUAAUCAACAUCAGAAAAUCCAUACUGGUGUGAAACCCUAUGAGUGUAAGAUAUGCAGGAAAACCUUUACUUUCUGUAGAAAUCUUACUCUACAUCAGAGUGUUCAUACUGACGAGAAGCCUUUUGAAUGUAAAGAAUGUGGAAAGACCUUUAGACGUAGUUCACACCUUACUGCACAUCAGAGUAUUCAUGCUGAUAAAAAGCCCUAUGAAUGUAAAGAAUGUGGAAAAGCUUUUAAAAUGUGUGGGUACCUUACACAACAUCAGAAAAUUCACACUGGUAGAAAACCUUAUGAAUGUAAGAAGUGUGGUAAGGCCUUUAGUCGUUCUUCAAACCUUGUUCAACAUGAGAGAAUUCAUACCGGUGAGAAACCCUAUGUGUGCCAACAGUGUGGGAAUACCUUUAGAUACGGUUCAGCCCUUAAAUCACAUCAAGGAAUUCAUACAGGUGUGAAAGUCAAAGAAUAGGCAUGGACAAAUCACUUUGGUAAGAAAUGAUUAAAUAUUAGUUUUAUAGGUAUGUAUUUAGCAAAUGAGACUUAAUAAUACAGUUCUUGACACAUUAGAAAGCUUUCAGUAUCAGUUCUGUUUUAAUGAAAUAUCUGAUUCUUGGCAAAUU
Marmota flaviventris (yellow-bellied marmot) is the source of this 2250-nucleotide messenger RNA. RefSeq names its product zinc finger protein 573. Gene Ontology annotation, cellular component: nucleus. NCBI's taxonomy places the organism in Eukaryota, Metazoa, Chordata, Mammalia, Rodentia, Sciuridae. Gene Ontology annotation, biological process: regulation of transcription by RNA polymerase II. The record is from RefSeq and is a predicted model, not a curated record. Gene Ontology annotation, molecular function: DNA-binding transcription activator activity, RNA polymerase II-specific; RNA polymerase II cis-regulatory region sequence-specific DNA binding.